Molecule: messenger RNA, 750 nt
Organism: Vanessa atalanta (red admiral)
Lineage: Eukaryota; Metazoa; Arthropoda; Insecta; Lepidoptera; Nymphalidae
Product: cuticle protein 7-like
Exons: 4
Coding region: 58-633 (191 amino acids)
Cellular component (GO): extracellular matrix
Source: RefSeq, a predicted model, not a curated record
AAGUCCCGCCCGGGCCGAUAAUGGUAUCAGUCACCUGCUCUGAUUAUCAACAGCAAUAUGUUCUCCAAAAUCGUAGCACUCAGCGCUGUGUUGGCCGCCGCCAACGCCGGCCUCCUUCCUCUUCAUCACGCUGCGGCUGUUUCGUCCCAAAGCAUCAUCCGCCACGACAGCCCAGUGCAUUACGCACACGCAGCACCUCUGAUCCACUCGGCACCAUUGGUCCACUCUGCUCCCCUUGUCCACUCCGCCCCGAUUGUCCAUGCCGCUCCCGUCGUCCACGCUGCUCCCAUUGCCAUUUCUCAUGAAUACUCUCACCCCAAAUACGACUUCUCUUACUCCGUUGCUGACCCCCACACCGGUGACCACAAGUCCCAACACGAGAGCCGCGACGGUGGUUCCGUGCACGGAAGCUACUCUCUCGUCGAGCCUGACGGUUCCGUCCGCAAAGUAGAAUACACCGCUGAUGACCACCAUGGUUUCAACGCCGUUGUCCACAAGACCGUCGGCCACCACCCCGCCCCCGUCGUCCACGCCGCUCCCGUGGUCCACUCUGCCCCCCUCGUUCACGCCGCGCCAGUCGCUCACAUCGCCUACGCUCCUCUAGCGCAUGGUCAUCAUGGUCUUCACUACUAAACGCCUCAACUUAGCAUACUGAUAUGAUCGUGACGGAUGACUGGUGAUUGUGAUAUUUAUGUGUGUUUAUAAUACUAAUUGAUAUGAAUUUAAUACUCACUUGUAAAUAAAUAUUUU